AUGGGACGAAGAAAGCUGCGAAUGCAGCUCAUCGCCGACAAGAAAUCCCGGCUGAGGCAGUUUGAGAAGAGAAAGAAGGCCCUCGAGAAGGCGGCCCACGAGCUCUCCACUCUCUGUGGUGUCGAAAUAGGCAUGAUCGUGUACGGGCCCGAACGGGCCCGGCCCGAAAUCUGGCCAAGGGAAGCCACUAACCAGCACGUCCUCCCGGGCCUCAUCGACUCUUACGUGUCGACGCUGGGCCACGAGGGCCGGAACAAGGCAAUUGGGCUGGCGGAUUUCUUCGUGGACAGGGCUGAGGAAGCAGAGGACGAGCUGAGGAAGGUUCGGGAAAAGUCGAGGCCCGCCCGGUACCCGAUGCCCGGGGAGGACAGGUACAACUGCAUGCGGAUGGAGGAACUCGAGCAGUUUUGCGGGACCCUCGCGGCCAAGAUUCAGUCUGUCAGGGGAAGGAUCGACAUGAUGAAGGGGUCGGGGCUCGGAGGCCCGACGGGCUUCUGCGCGGGCCAGUACAAUGUUGGUUGCUCGGGGGGUGGUGAUGACGGGAAUGCGUUGAUGAUGAUGAUGAUGAUGGGGAUGACGAGCAACGGGCAGGGGCAGUAUGGGAAUUAUGCAUGUGGGCAUGGUGACGGUGGCCUGGUCCCGAACUGCGGUUUCUAUGGGGUCGGUGGUUCGGAUGGAGGAGACGCUUAUGGGUUCGGCGGGCAUGUUGGAAAUUACGCGUACGGUUUUGGGCUUGGGGUGAGUUGUAUAGGGGCAUCGAAAGACGAGUUGCCGAUGGUUUGCUCUCAUGAGGGCCAGAUUUUUGAGCAGCCGGCGCCGGCGGGGUCUUAUUACGUGCCGGGAAUUGCGAUAAUGCAUCAAUAG
Messenger RNA from Striga hermonthica, 864 nucleotides. NCBI's taxonomy places the organism in Eukaryota, Viridiplantae, Streptophyta, Magnoliopsida, Lamiales, Orobanchaceae. The record is from the annotation of a GenBank genome assembly.